Messenger RNA from Neofelis nebulosa (Clouded leopard), 1448 nucleotides. It is a transcript of the gene TRA2B, whose product is annotated as transformer 2 beta homolog. The transcript is spliced from 9 exons. Gene Ontology annotation, biological process: positive regulation of mRNA splicing, via spliceosome. The coding region runs from base 171 to 1037 and encodes 288 amino acids. Gene Ontology annotation, cellular component: spliceosomal complex. NCBI's taxonomy places the organism in Eukaryota, Metazoa, Chordata, Mammalia, Carnivora, Felidae. Gene Ontology annotation, molecular function: RNA binding. The record is from RefSeq and is a predicted model, not a curated record.
CACGUCCGGCAGACUUAGAGCCCGUGCGGAGGCGGUGCGGAGCGCUUCGAUACUCAGCGGCUCGGGAACUUGUGCGUUCUACGAGGCUGCGGCGGAGCCUCUAUAUAGAAGGCGCAAGAGGUUGGCAGCUUCGAUUGAAGCACGUCGAGCGGCGAUAGCAGCUAGGAGUCAUGAGCGACAGCGGCGAGCAGAAUUACGGCGAGCGGGAAUCCCGUUCUGCUUCCAGAAGUGGAAGUGCUCAUGGAUCUGGGAAAUCUGCAAGGCAUACCCCUGCAAGGUCUCGCUCCAAGGAAGAUUCCAGGCGUUCCAGAUCAAAGUCCAGGUCCAGAUCUGAAUCUAGGUCUAGAUCCAGAAGAAGUUCACGAAGGCAUUACACAAGAUCAAGAUCUCGGUCCCGCUCCCAUAGACGAUCCCGUAGCAGGUCUUAUAGUCGAGAUUAUCGAAGACGGCAUAGCCACAGUCAUUCUCCCAUGUCUACUCGCAGGCGUCAUGUUGGGAAUCGGGCAAAUCCUGAUCCCAACUGUUGUCUUGGAGUGUUUGGAUUGAGCUUGUACACUACAGAAAGAGAUCUAAGAGAAGUGUUCUCGAAAUAUGGCCCCAUUGCAGAUGUGUCUAUUGUAUAUGACCAGCAGUCUAGACGGUCAAGAGGAUUUGCCUUUGUGUAUUUUGAAAAUGUAGAUGAUGCCAAGGAAGCAAAGGAGCGUGCCAAUGGAAUGGAGCUUGAUGGACGUAGGAUCAGAGUUGAUUUCUCUAUAACAAAAAGACCACAUACCCCAACACCGGGAAUUUACAUGGGAAGACCUACCUAUGGAAGUUCACGCCGUCGGGAUUACUAUGACCGAGGAUAUGAUCGAGGCUAUGAUGACCGAGACUACUAUAGCAGAUCAUACAGAGGAGGAGGUGGAGGAGGAGGAGGAUGGAGAGCUGCUCAAGACAGGGAUCAGAUUUACAGAAGGCGGUCACCUUCUCCUUACUAUAGUCGUGGAGGAUACAGAUCACGUUCUAGGUCUCGAUCAUACUCACCUCGUCGCUAUUAAAGCAUGAAGUUGAAGACUUUCUGAAAUUUACCCUAGAGUUGGGAUAUUGUUUGUGGACAAUAUUUUUAUUGUCUCCUGUUUAAAAAGUGAACAGUGCCUAGUGAAGUUAGGUGACUUUUACACCUUUUAUGAUGACUACUUUUGGUGGAGUUGAAAUGCUGUUUUCAUUCUGCAUUUGUGUAGUUCGGUGCUUUGUUCAAAGUUAAGUGUUUUCAGAAAAGUAUGUUUUGCAUGUAUUUUUUUACAGUCUAAAUUUUGACUGCUGAGAAGUUUCUAUUGUACAAAACUUCAUUUAAAAGGUUUUUCUACUGAAUCCAGGGUAUUCUGAAGAUCGAAGCCUGUGUGUAAAAUGCUACCAUAUGGUAAAAAGCAACAAUAAAGUUUGGUUUUUACUUUUCUUUCUAACAUUAA